AUGGGCGAAGCUCCAAAGGGUUUGCUGUCGGUAAUGCAGAAGCUGAAGGGAUCCACAGAGCUUGAGCUCAGGAUCGUUCUGUUGGGUCUAGACAACGCUGGUAAAACCACACUGCUCAAGUGUCUCGCCUCGGAGGACGUGAGCACCAUCACACCAACACAGGGCUUCAACAUCAAGAGCGUGGCCUCUCAUGGGAUGAAACUGAACGUGUGGGACAUCGGCGGACAAAGAAAGAUCCGUCCUUUCUGGAAGAAAUACCUAGAAAACACAGAUUUAUUGGUUUAUGUCAUCGACAGCACUGACAAGAAGCGGUUUGAGGAAACAGGAUUGGAACUGUCAGAUCUGAUAGAUGAGGAAAACCUCGCGGGCGUUCCCAUCCUCAUCUUUGCCAAUAAGCAGGAUUUAGGAACGGCGUCUCCAGCCAGCGAGAUCGCCGAGGGUUUGAACCUGCACACCUACAGAGACCGAGUCUGGCAGAUCCAGGCCUGUUCGGCAGUCACAGGAGAGGGAGUACAGGACGGUAUGAAUUGGAUCUGCAACAACAUCGUCAACAGGAAGAAAUGA
Molecule: messenger RNA, 564 nt
Organism: Ctenopharyngodon idella (grass carp)
Lineage: Eukaryota; Metazoa; Chordata; Actinopteri; Cypriniformes; Xenocyprididae
Gene: arl3l2
Product: ADP ribosylation factor like GTPase 3, like 2
Exons: 6
Coding region: 1-564 (187 amino acids)
Biological process (GO): cilium assembly
Cellular component (GO): cytoplasm; microtubule cytoskeleton
Molecular function (GO): GTP binding; GTPase activity
Source: RefSeq, a predicted model, not a curated record